Molecule: messenger RNA, 2583 nt
Organism: Schizosaccharomyces octosporus yFS286
Lineage: Eukaryota; Fungi; Ascomycota; Schizosaccharomycetes; Schizosaccharomycetales; Schizosaccharomycetaceae
Product: oligopeptide transporter 7
Exons: 1
Coding region: 210-2519 (769 amino acids)
Biological process (GO): transmembrane transport
Molecular function (GO): oligopeptide transmembrane transporter activity
Source: RefSeq, a predicted model, not a curated record
CUUUCUUCAAUCGCAAAUCACAUAAUAUGAAAUAGCAAAGACGCGAUAAAAUUAAAAAGUUUGCAAUAUCUGUUUCACAAUUUAAAUCACAAAUUUCGUCGCGUGUAUUGUCGCGUGUAUUAUCGCGUUUAUUAAAAUUAUAUAAAUAUCCUUUGGAUGCUAACAAAGAAGAAAAACUGUCUUUUUCAUAUUUAAAUAAAGAAAAACAGAUGUUUAAAGCUGACUCCAAAUUGGAGGUUACGAAUUCAUCGUUCUCCUUAGAUUCAGAACAGGACGAUGGAUCAAAAAAGAAAGAUGAGAAAGAUUUGUACUCUUCCUUAACAGAUAUUAAGGAAGAAAAAAUAUGGGAAGAAGAGGAAAAAGAAGAAAAUUUAGAUGACGACCUAAAAGACUUGCCUGUUGAGGUUCGAGAAACAGUGAGUUUGGAAGAUGACCCUACAGAACCAACAUUAACAUUUCGCUAUUUUUUAAUGACUUUAAUAUUUAUCCCUCCCGGUGCAUUUUUAGAUACCAUGAGUUCUUACCGUACAAGUUCUGCGGCCUACAGUGUGUUUUUUGUUCAAAUCGCCAGUUACUGGUUGGGAAAGUGGCUCGCAAAAGUAUUACCCAAAAAGAGGGUUCCUCUCGGAAGACUCAGCUUCAGUUUGAACCCUGGUCCUUUUUCUAUCAAGGAAUGCGUCUUGGUCACCCUCUCGGCUGCAUCAGGUGCCACUGGCAGUCAAGGUACCACUAGUAUUUCUGUUGCCGAGUUAUUUUACAAUGAAAAGGUGAACCCAGCAGUCGCAAUCUUUUUCAUGUGGGCAAUCGUAUGGACUGGAUAUUCGUUUGCUGCUAUUGCGAGAAAUUUUUUGUUGUAUGACCCCCAAUAUCAAUGGCCUCAGGCCCUUAUGCAAACAUCACUUUUUGAAGCAUUUCGUAAAAGCGACGAAAACUCAAAAUUGGCUGCCAAGAAAAUGCGAGUUUUCUUUAUUGGAUUGAUAGGAUUGACCAUUUGGCAAUUCUUCCCUGAAUAUAUUUUUCCUAUGACUGGGUCUUUGGCAUUUUUGUGCUGGGUAGCCCCAAGAAACAAAGUAGCCAAUUUCAUUGGAUCAGGUAUGGCCGGCAUGGGUUUCUUGAAUUUUACCCUUGACUGGAGUAAUAUCACAUCAAGUAUUAUGAUCAUGCCUUAUUGGACCCAAGUCUUGAAGUUCUGCGCAUUUGUUCUUGGUGCUUGGAUCCUUCUUCCCGCGGCCAAGUGGGGAAAUCUAGGAUCAUUCAAGCAUGGGUUAAUGUCCAACAACUUGUUCUUAAAGAAUGGUACCGUAUACCCAGCAACUAGAUUAAUGACGAGUAACUUUACAUUUAAUGAGACAGCCUACCAAGAAUUGGGUCCUGGAUAUAUGGGUGUCCAAAAAAUUUGGAUUAUGUUUUUUGACUACGCUUCUUAUAUUUCUGCUAUUUCUUGGAUUAUCUUUUUCGGGCAUAAACAAAUUCUGUCAUCGGGAAAAAAAUUUUACCAUCGUAUGCGAUACGGCGGUAACAUUAGCAACGAGUAUACUGAUCGCCUCAACAAAAUUCAGAGGUCCUACAAAGAUGUUCCUCUCUGGUGGUUUAUUGUGUUGUUUGUCAUUUCUUUUGUCAUUUUAAUUACUAUCUUUGCUACGGGUAAUAUGUUUCUUCCUUGGUGGGCAUACAUUGUGGCCCUGGGUUUUGGUGCUACUAUCGUUACCCCCAUGGCUUGGCUGUAUGCGCUCAGUAACUUUCAGCUUGCAAUUGGUACGUUUAAUGAACUCAUCUAUGGUUAUAUGAUUCACGCAGUUUCCGGCUUCAAACAUCCUGCUGGUGCCUCAAGUUACGGCGCUGUAGCUGGUGACGCAUGGUAUCGAGCUCAAUACAUGCUUCAAGAUCAAAAAAUCGGUCAUUACAUGCAUAUACCUCCUAGAGCAGUCUUUUUCUCUCAGAUUUUCGGUGAGCUUUUGGGGGUACCGGUCAAUUACGGAUGUCUUCGAUGGGUCUUGAACACAAAAAGCGCCUACCUUUCAGGUAAAGAAAAAGAUCCAUUGCAUCAAUGGACAGGUCAAUCUUUGAUCAGCUAUAAUACAUUGGCAAUUCAAUAUGUCUUAAUUGGACCAAAGAGACUUUUCAAAGAAGCUAUGUAUCGUCCUUUACCAUAUGGGUUUGUUGUGGGUGCUUUCGCACCCGCCCUUUUCUACCUAUUAUAUCGACUUUUUCCUAAAGGAAAAUUUCAUUUGUGGAAUGUUACCAUCUUUUGUUCCACAAUGUCGAACUUUUAUGGUAAUCUUUCCACGGGAUACCUUUCGUCUUUUAUUGGAGGAACCAUUACCAACUUUUACUUUUACCGUUAUAGACACGAGCUUUGGAGAAAAUACAAUUACAUCCUCGGUGCUGCUUUUGAUACAGCAUUUAAUCUUGCCAUGCUUUUAAUAUUUAUUUUCUUCAGCUCUGGAAAGCAAAUUGCAAUGCCCAACUGGUGGGGUAACAAUGCUGAUUCCGUUGAGAGAUGUUUUGCAACCUACUAAGUUUCCUUAUUUAAAACUGUUUAAUAAUAAUUUAAUAAAUAAAAUGAUAAUAAGUACCAUAGAA